This is a messenger RNA of Lytechinus variegatus (green sea urchin), 3328 nucleotides long. Its product is annotated as alpha-(1,3)-fucosyltransferase C-like. NCBI's taxonomy places the organism in Eukaryota, Metazoa, Echinodermata, Echinoidea, Temnopleuroida, Toxopneustidae. Gene Ontology annotation, cellular component: membrane. The record is from RefSeq and is a predicted model, not a curated record. Bases 238 to 1719 code for a protein of 493 amino acids. Gene Ontology annotation, molecular function: alpha-(1->3)-fucosyltransferase activity. The transcript has a single exon.
CAGUUUACGAAGGAAAGUGCAUUUUCAGCAUAAGACAUUGCUCAUAGGGGACAUGUUAUCCGCUAUUAUAGCUUUUGAAAAUAGAGCGGCCGAGUGUGCAUGUACACGAACCUUUGGAUCGUAAUGCCGGGAUAAGGUAAUACCUACAGCGACAGAGAGGCUUUAGCUGCAAAGUAUCUGGGGAUGCAGAGGUCUUGACCAACUUAACAACUCAGACAACCACCGGAGACUGUGAAGAUGGCAAUCAAUGAACAAAAAUUCUGUCUGAUAAUACUUUUCGUAAUAAGCCUUUCAUCAUUCGCCGCUAUGUUCACAGUGCUAUACCAUUACAACGAGUUGGUGAAAACAAUUUCUGUAAAGAAGGAUUAUUAUUCAUUUGGCACCCGACAAUUCGUCAUCUCCUCCAAGGAUGAAACCGGAGAUGAAAUUGAUAAUGAUUUUGAAAAUAUCAAAAUUAUUUCUUUAAAGGGUGCCUCUAAACCAGUGAUACAAGGACUUGCCCUUAGUAUUAGCAAUGUUGAACGUGAUGUCUUAACAUUCAAUAUUGAUGAUUAUCUAAAACCCCUAUCGGAUAUACCAAUUGAAGAGAGCAGUCUUCUCCACAAGAUUCAACAAAAACAGAAAGACACCGACUUUAAAUGUGUUAUUAGGGUUGCCAAGUAUUGUUCAUCUCGUUGUCGUACCGUUGCACCUGGAAACCAGUCAAGAGAGUGGAAUCCAUUUAGAUGUGAAUUCAGCGAGUUCUGUAGGUUUGAGACAAGUUUUGUUGGUCAACCCUCUAAGGAACUCAUGCAGAGUUUCGACGUUGUUUUCUUCAUACCUGGGUUUCGAGAUAGACAUUUGAAUGAAAUGAUUGCUUUGCGACCACCGGGACAACUAUGGGUCAUAUCAACAAAAGAGAGUCCUAUUCAUGACAUGGGCUAUGUACCUCCAGGUUUAACAGGAAACCCUUUCAAUCUCACCAUGACCUAUGCGAGAGACACUGAUAUCGUUUUCCCAUACGGCAGUCUGCAGAAAAUAAAGGCUCUCCCAGAACCUCCUCCAAUACCCAAGAAGACUAAAUUGAUAGCAGCGAUGAAUGGUAAUUGCAAUCCUUACUAUUGGCAAAGGACGGAGUUGAUCAAUGAGAUUCAGAAACACCUCUCAGUCGAUUACUAUGGGAAAUGUGGUAAGGCGGGACAGCUCCCCCAAAAGAACACAACCGAAACGCUUCAACAAUAUAAGUUUUACCUUUCGUUCGAGAAUAGUGAAUGUCGGGAUUAUAUCACGGAGAAAGUGUGGAAGAAUAGUCUCUCUAAUGGAAUCGUUCCUAUAGUCUAUGGAUCAACGCGUGAAGGCUACGAGAAGACACUUCCGAAGGAUUCUUUCAUUUUCCUUGAGGAUUUCAGCAACAUGAGUGCAUUUGUUGAUUACAUUCAUGCUCUUGAUGAAGACGAAGCGAGAUACAAGAAAUAUUUUGAUUGGAAAAUUGAUAGCAAAAUCAUCUUGCAUUCUCCAUCAGCGUUCCGAGGUCAAAAACCUGGGCUUAAUUUAUGUUAUCUAGUGAAGAAAUUGAUCCAUGUCUUCUUCUACCCAGAGACUUCGUGGAAGAAAAGGACUCCAGAUUUUGCUUCUUGGUGGCUAGGACAGUGUGAUGAUUUUCAUGCUGACAAGAAAGUGCUGGGAUUCAAUGUUCGAAGAUCAAAGGAAAAGCAAGCUGAAAUCGAACAGAGGUGGUAGAACUGGUAAUACAGAAUAUAAUGAUUUAUUGUUUGUUACUUUGGGUAAACACAUAUCCACUUGACUCGAUUUCAACUUCGGUAUGGGGUUAAACAUUAAAGUCUGAGUUCUUCAAUUACUGAUGAGCAGCCUUUUUCUGCAGGAGGACUAAGUAAGCUCAGUCUCAAAGGAAUACAAGUAAGAAAGUGGAAUUGCGGAUGAUGAGGGCAAUAUCGUGUUUCGGUAUGAUCAGGUGGAGAACUCAACAAAGUAUUGAUAAAAUUCAUAAGGAGUUUAUUCAUGUCUUUGAGUGAAUUAAUAAUUUAACGAGAAUUACAUAUUUUUGAUAUUUAAGUUUAAGCCUUUGAUGCACAAAUGCUGCGACAUGGUUAGUUUGUUCCCGCAUUUUACAUCUCAAGAUUACACUUUGAGGUUUUUUUUUCUAAGCAUUUGUGGAUGAACAUAUAACUUAGGAGUAUAGUUGUACGAGUAGCAUGCAAUAUUGUGAAUCAUAUAUACACAACACGCCAUAAUUCAAGUUACCGAUAAAAGGUAGAAUUUGUUUAUAUCGGGUAAUAAUGGUCAUCAGAAUUUCCAAAUACGAUAAGACUACUUCUUGAUUGUUGUCAUACAUAUAUUAUUAUUUUUGGGAUAAAAUUAAGAGGGUGCAAUUUGACUCAUCAGAACGAAGUAUAUGAUUGCAACAAUCGCUGAUAGUAUUAUGAUAAACAAUAUUUCUGGUAUGUGUCAUGAGGUCGCUACCAAAAAAGGUGGCGCUGUUGCAUCUGUUGGUUAGGGAGCCAUGCCAACAAAUUUGGUAUAAUUUUAAAGCUAAAUCCAUUAGCCAAUAAUAAUCUUGAAGUUUCAUCGCUCAAUGAUAAAUAUAGAGUUACACAUCUUCAAAGACGAAGCACCAAGGGAGGUGCCGGAUUCUGAAGAUUUGGUGUUAUUUUAGGUGAAACGUUAAUAUUUUGGUGAAAACUUGAAAACUUUAUCUCAACCACAAAUUCGAUAUCAAAUGAAGAUAAGAAUAUUCAUCUUUACUGUUAAUUUAUUGAAAAAAACAUGUUUGGCAUUGUCACUGAUAAACAAGGCAAACCAUUGAAAAAAAGAAAUAGAAAAUUUGUCGCUGUUUUUCUUUUUUCCUCAACAAUUCUUCUACAUCGACACAUAUCUUAUCCACAGUUAUUCUUGAUUCCAAUGUAGCUUUUGUGUAAAAGAACACAGAAAGAUGAUUUCUACUAUUCUCUAGGAUGAAAGGAAUUCUUGGAAUUAAUUGCUGCAGAUCUGAAAGGUCACAUGACGCAGGUCUGAGACAUUAAAAUCAACAAUAUGUGAAGAGUCUUAAAAGCAUUAUUUGGUCUAAUGUUACUAUAGUUUCUUCGAAACUGUUUGUUGCAUAUACCAUCAAUCAGAUGAACACAUCAUAUAUGCCAAUCAAGUAAUGGUGAUGCAGGCAAUAAUAAGACACACACUAUAUAUGUUUUUCCUAAAAAAAGAUUGGCAUAAGUUGGGGUUGAUUUUGAAAUAUUUUUAAAACAAUAAACCCAAUAAAAUAUACAUUGCAAGAAAGGUCUGACUCUGUUCAACGCAAAAAUUUAAAUCAUUUUUAAUCAUGGGAGGGGGGGGG